AUGGAUGAGUUAUUACAAAAGUAUGAAAUAUUUUGGGCCCAAAGGUGUAGAAUAAAUUGGUUGAAACAUGGAGACAAAGACACGAAGUUUUUUCAUGCUAAAGCCAUACAAAGGAGAAAUAAAAAUCAUAUUAGCGGUAUCCAAAAUGCACAUGGACAGUGGGUGGAGAAUUUGGAGAAGGUUGUUGAAGUUGCUUCAGCCUAUUUUGAUAAUCUCUUUCAUGCUGGUGUGGGAGAUCAGAUGGAGGAGUGUCUGAAUGAAACUCAGGCUAAGGGUGAGAUUAUAGCAAAUAUUCUCCAAACUUAUGAAAGAGCUUCAAGGCAGAGCAUAAAUUUGGAAAAGUCUUCAGCUUAUUUCAGUAGCAAUACUUCAGAUGGCCAGAAACAACUAAUCUUGGGGAUUCUGGGAGUUAAGGAGGUGAAUAGAAUUGAAACUUAUCUUGGCUUACCAACCUUGGUUGGGUGGGCUAAGUAUCACACUUUUUCAUAUUUGAAGGAUAGAAUAUGGAAGAAGAUUCAAGGUUGGAAGGGCUUGAUGUUGUCAAGAGUUGGUAAAGAAAUACUAAUCAAGGUUGUGGCACAAUCCAUACCCACAUAUACAAUGAGUGUGUUUCAACUCCCACAAAAAUUAUAUGAUGAACUGGAUGCUCUGUGUGCAAAGUUUUGGUGGGGUCAGGUGGGGAGUGAAUGA
Messenger RNA from Quercus lobata, 690 nucleotides. RefSeq lists its product as uncharacterized. Bases 1 to 690 code for a protein of 229 amino acids. The record is from RefSeq and is a predicted model, not a curated record. NCBI's taxonomy places the organism in Eukaryota, Viridiplantae, Streptophyta, Magnoliopsida, Fagales, Fagaceae. The transcript is spliced from 2 exons.